GGGCUUCCACUAUAAAUGCGGCGUUGGCGCGCGGCGUCGCGCGGACUCUACAGCUGCGUCACUGGUACCAAGGAAGCGCGCUCGCGGAAUCGUCGUAUCCCCCCAUCUGUUCAUCAUCCUUUCAGCAUGAGUGAGAGACCAGGAUCCGGAGCACCAACUGGACUCAGUAAGCCCUCAGGGGUUGAAGAUGCAUCCAAGAAGGACGUCCCUCCUGAGGACUUUGACAUCGACAUGGACGCCCCCGAGACGGAGAAAGCCGCCGUCGCCAUCCAAUCACACUUCAGAAAGUAUCAGAAGAAGAAGCAAGACACGAAGCCGUAGGCCGAGCUGGAUGAAAGCGGCUCAGAGCUGUUUGCAUGUUUAAUCAAGCGCACCGUCAUGGACUCGAGGGUGGGGAUUAUGGUGGUGGUGAUGGAGGGAAAAGGAAGUUGAAAAGAUUCAUCGUUUCAUUCAUCCAUCCAUCUGGAAUGAUAAGCCUGAUCGUUUCAGAUACGAUUCCCUUGUCUGUCUGUCCAUCUGUCUGUUUAUGCUCUGUAUUUUGUUUUCAAUUCUUUCUUUUUAAUGCUCGUCAGUGCUAAAAGAAUAUUUCACUCUGUAGUAUGUUAUCACUGUAAAUCUACUCCCUAUGACUACAGUGUUAAUUGGAGGGAGAAAUAUCCAGAUUCUGAGCAAAUCAAAUCAAUCAUGUUCCUUUUUAUUUGACUGACUGAGCCACUGGUUACUCUAUUUAUAUUAUUUUUUUUGACAUGCUUCAUCACUGUGUCUUGUGCUUUAACCUUCAUCGUAAAACUAGGAAGAUUUUCAUCAUGUGCCAUGUGCUACACUAUACUUUCCACCCAACACUUUGAAAUGAUAUACUGCAAAUAAAUAUUUAAGAACAGA
This is a messenger RNA of Hemibagrus wyckioides, 882 nucleotides long. It is a transcript of the gene pcp4a, whose product is annotated as Purkinje cell protein 4a. The transcript is spliced from 3 exons. The record is from RefSeq and is a predicted model, not a curated record. The coding region runs from base 16 to 321 and encodes 101 amino acids. Gene Ontology annotation, cellular component: cytoplasm. Gene Ontology annotation, molecular function: calmodulin binding; calcium ion binding. NCBI's taxonomy places the organism in Eukaryota, Metazoa, Chordata, Actinopteri, Siluriformes, Bagridae.